Molecule: messenger RNA, 5123 nt
Organism: Sitodiplosis mosellana (orange wheat blossom midge)
Lineage: Eukaryota; Metazoa; Arthropoda; Insecta; Diptera; Cecidomyiidae
Product: M-phase inducer phosphatase-like
Exons: 10
Coding region: 1118-4888 (1256 amino acids)
Source: RefSeq, a predicted model, not a curated record
CAGUGAGCGUACACACAUUUACAGCGAACAGCGACAGAAAAUGAAAGAUUUAUAGAGCACAAGGGAAAAACAUUUUGUCGAUAUUGAGUUGUGCGUUCGCGUUUAUUUUUUUUUUGUUCUCUUCUCGUGUGUGUGUUUAAAAAGUAAAAUAAGAAGACGAAAAAAAAAACCAGAAAAUGAUUUUUCAUAUUUGAAAUUGUUGUGUUGGCUUUCGUUUUUGUUUCAAUUCCAUCAACAAACAGAAAACCGUAAGAGACUUAUCGAUCGCCGAAUGGUAUACAUUUUGAUAUUUUGUGCGAGUUCUUGACUUUUAUAUUUUUUCGUUGCUUACCAUACAAUAUUUUUUUUUCGUUUGUUAAAAUUUCCUUUACGUUGAAUACUACUGCUGCUGCAUGAAUUGCGCUUGUGUGUGCCGGCUACUCGUGUUGCACAGCGAGAAAAAAUCAAAUUGAGCGACGAUUUUCGAAUUGAAAAUUGAACGAAAAGAAGAAAAAAAAAAAACAAAAACACAAACCGAAAGCAAAAAAAAGCGAGAGAAAGAGAAAGAACCCACAUUGAUAGAAAGAGAGAGAAGAUAUAUGUAUGAAGUUUGAGAGAGAGAGAGAGAGAGAGAGCCGAUAUAAGAGAGUUCAUACGAAGGGGGCCACCAAAAAAACGGCAGCGAAUUUCAGUAUUUAAGGCAUUUGUCGAAAGUAAGUGUGCUUCGAAAAAAAUAUUGUUGAUAUAUGAUGUCGGAACGCAGAACAAUCAAAGUGCAUUGUGCAUUGAAACCGUACAUUUUCUGAUGAUUGUUUCAUUGCUGCAGUUGUCGUCGUCGCUGUAGCCGCCGUUGUCGAUGUUGUUGUUGUUGUUGUUGUUUUUUUUCUCCGACCGUUCAUUCAUUUGCGGUAUUGCGUUCCUUGUGGUAUAAUUUUAAUCGUUUCUGUUUAAUUUGGUUUGAGCACGUCGUGCAAAGUUAUGCUAUCGCAGCAUUUAUUGCUUAAUAUUCGUUGCUCAGUUGCUUGUUGUUUCGAUUCGAUCUCCAUUGCGGGAAGUGAACGACUGACUUUUUGACUGACGACCACACGCGCAGCCCAACAUCAUUCCAUUCAUUUGUGCUGCAGUGGGAAAUAGCAAAAUGGAUAAUGAAACAAAUCCCAGUGAAAAUGAUGCCGAAGUGGUUGAAUCGUGUGUAAAAAUCAAUGAAAAUGGAUGCGACGAACAAACGGAUGAAACCGAUGCAGUGACUGAAUCGGAAGAUAAAGACGAAUCCGAAGUGGAAAAUGUAUCCGAAAAUAAGACAGAAGAAGAGGAGGAGGAGGAAGAGGAAGAGUGUCCGUCACCGAAGGAAUCGUCGCCAGUUGAUGAGGCGCCAAGUGAAACCGAUCAAUUUGCUGUGAUUGAUUCAGAUCCAUCAGAGAGUAGUCCCGAGAAGGGAGCCUGCAUUGUGUCAUCACCAUCCGAAACGGAACAUGAAGAAUUGGGAAACGACAAGAGCUGGAACCAGCUGGAGAAUGAAAGUAGCCCCGAAAAGAGUCAAUCUGAAGUGGCUUUUGAAGCGGCUUGUAUCAUAUCAUCACCAUCCGAGGCGGAAAUGUACGAAUCGGCAAAUGAAAAAACCUGGGGCCAACUGAAUGAAUCGGUGAGCGAAGGCAUUUACGAUGAAGCCGAAUUAGAAGAUUCCAUUGACGAUGAAGCCGAAUCGGAGGACGAUGAAAUGGAAAAUAAUUAUCGACCCAGUCAAAAAGUGGUGUACCAAAAAAAGGAGCGCGAAAAAGAACAAAAACCGGCAGCCGAAUGCCCAGUAUUCGAGCUAACCGAUGACAAUUCAAGCGUCGACGAUGUACGAUCCGAAGUGGACGAUGACAUUGAAGGCGAUGAAAUGGGCGAAGAGGAAGAAGAUUCGGAUUACAGCGAAGUUCAUAAUAUCGAUGACAGUGAUGAUGAGCCAUCAUACGUUGAGGAACGGAACAUUCAAAAUGUACGCCAAUUACCACCAACAGCAUCAUCAUCAUCACACAGUGCCAAGAUCGAUGUUAAACUACCGAUCAAAUCAUACGAUAAUGAACACACCUUCGAUGAAGAUGCUAAAUUCGGAAAACAUUCAGCGGCACGAGUCAGCAGCGGUAGCAGUAGCCAGUGUCGAAGUUAUAUAAAAAGUAUGCUUCAAAAUCAGAGUGCCUCAAAACUUCAACGAUAUUUGGCUGUUAAAAGAAGUAUAAAAUGUUUGAGCAGAGACAACAAAACGACGAUGCGUGAUAAUCGAGGUGUAAAUCGGAUGGUGGAAGUAUUGAACAGUGGCAUUGAUACUGGAAGUUCGUCGAAUCUCGUUACAAAAUCAACGCCCGUUGAUGGAUCGGUACUGAAAGAACGAAACAUCAACGAGACCAGCGAUUCAACGAAAAUUCACGGCACCGAUGCAAAGGAUGCAAAGACCGAUGAUGACCGUGAGCGAAAGUCGAAUGCUCAAAGUGCCAGUGAAUUGAAUAUAAAGCGAAGCCUAAGCCAUCAAAGUGGAAAUGAAUUAAUGAUAAAUCUCGAUUUGGAUCAUGAUUUGGACGAGAUUGAUUAUGAAGAAAAAUGUGCCAAAGCAUUGACCUCUGAAGGUGACAAUGACAGUCAGAAUACAUUGGGCAUGGAUGUCGAUGAACCGAGUGAAAAUCUAUACGUCAGCAAUACAGCACGAAGAUCCGGAUCGACGGUGGCGUCGGCGGCGGCGGCGGCCAAGACCGAAGAAGACGAUAUCGAUGAUCCGGUGACAAUUGAAAGCGAAGAGGAAACAUUAAGUAAAAGCAAUGCCCCCCAUGAGAGCAAAAUCAUCGUAAAUGGAAUUAGCAGCAGCAACAACAACAACAACAACAAGGGCAGUUCGUCGUCGUCGUCGGCGGCAGAAGACGUAGAUAAAGAGACGAAAUCAGUCGAUGAUAACAUGGCUACAAAAACCACAAACAAAUCAAAUAAACGGAAAAUUUCCAUUUCGUCGGACGAUGAGCAAGCACCACCCGCUAAGAACCCACGAAAUGAGAUCGAGGAAAAUUUCUCGAAGCAUGAUAAAAUGAUGCGCCGAAUGAUUGAAUCAUCAACGUCAGCCAAUAAAAAUGAUCCCGACAAUUUGCAGCGUGACAUUGACCAGUUGACCAAUGAAAUUGAGGCAUUGGAUGAAGCAGCUCGCACCAAAGAAAUCGAAUGGAACAACAUUCUGUACUUGAAGAAGAUGAAAGAAGACAUGCUGUUACGAUUAAAUCGCAAGAAAACCGUCAUCGAAAUCAUGGCCACCAAGUCAAUUGACAAUCCGGAAAGUUUGUUCCUCAAUAGCAGUACAUUAGACUGUUUGAAUGAGCUGAGUGCAAAUGAAUCGAAAAAAUCGGGCGGCAUUGGUCCGGCCACAUCGUUCAUUAUGUCUCGAUGCAACAUGAAAAGUGUUGAUUUAGCCAAAGAAAAGUCUAACUUGAACGAACUGCACAGCAUUGUGUUCCCCAGAAAUAUUCAGCCAAAAUCAACGCAAUCGCUGCGAACCAACAAUGCAUAUGCCAAUGUUGUUACCUCAAUACCAAAAUCGUCACCGGCCAUUCAAACGCAGCAACAGCAACAAUCAUACUUAUCGCAACGAUUCCGUGAAAAUGGCCAAAGCCUAUUGAAUUCAGCCAAUCAAUUGGAACAGGCGGCGAAUAAGAUGCAAAUCGGGCGACAAGGUCAAAUCAAAGAUGUGCAAUCGAUCAUUGCCAACUUUCGACAAACGCAUCCGGAGGUGGUCCCGCGGCGUGGCCGCCGCUUGAAAAAUGUUAACCAAAAUCUGUACGGAAAUGAACAGGGCAGCAAUUCAGCGGGUGAUAAUACGGAUGCUCUGGUAGCGGAUCUAUUAUCGAAACGGAACAAUGACAUCAGCUCACCGCCAUCGUCAAAUGAUUCCACCUACAGCAAUUCACAAGUACUGCUAUCGAAAGCCGGCGCAUCAAAUCAAUAUGGCUCCAUUGCAGCAGGCAAUUUUAAGCAAGCAUUUAAUGAGAACAAUAUCGGCGGUGGGCUAGGUUUGAAGAAUAACAGUCUUUUGACCAGCACACCGUUAUUCAAGAACCAGAACAGCGGUAUCGGUUACCCAGAAGUCACAUUGCACCCAAUUGGUCAGUCCAGCCAUUCGGCACUUCUCCACAACCAAAAGAACAACAAUGAUCAUCUAUCCGAUGCUCAUACCAAUUCCCUAUUACAUGGAAUAUUAACAAAGAGCUCAAAGCUAAAAGGAUCAUCAACCGUAACAACAGGCAUGACGUCAACUGCGAAUGCGACCGGUUUCAAUAAUGCAUUUUCGCCCACAUUGGCUCGCCUUCUGACCGCGCCGGAACGAAACUUCGCACUCAGCACCGCUUUAUCGUCAAACAAUGGUGGCAACAAUGCCAAUAACAACAACAACAACAACAACAACACCUUCUUUUCAAAUCAAGCGGCCGGUAUAAAUCUUACCAAAUCAAGUAACUCGCGUUCGCAACAACAACAGCAAGAUUCAAGCAAGCCGGAAAUCUCAUGUCUACCCAUCUCACAAAUUUUAGCAUUUCAACAGCAACAACAACAGCAGCCACAAAAUAAUUCACUUUUGCAGCAACAAUUGCAACGUUAUCAACGUGAUAUCAACAAAUUUUUACCGAAGAACAAUGUUUUGUUCAAUUUGGAUGAUGAAGCGGACGAUAGUGAUCGUUUGGUGAUUGAUGAGGAACAGUAUUCAAAUAGCGAAAUGAUCGGUGGUACAUCUGGAAAGUUGAAUGAUGAUUCGCAUGAGAAUGAAUUGCCCGUGUGUCAAGGGUGCAAAAAGAGUGAAGCACAAUUUGUAUGUGCCGAUUGUCAGCGUCAGUGGUAUUGCAGCCGUGAAUGUCAGGUAAUGGCAUGGGACGAGCAUUCAGAAGUUUGCGGCCGAUAAAUAUCCUUUCUCUGUUCGGUCAUUCAACACAAUCAGAUUUUUCUAGCAUUCAUACUAUUAAUUUCUUCUUCUUUUUCUUGAUUUCAAUGAAUUUUUUUCCUUGUGUUCAUUUGAAAAAUGGAAACGUUUAUACACGAAAAAACAAACAAACAAACAAACAAACAAAAAACCAACCAUUUAUACCAGACAAAAUGAAAUAUCAGAAUAUCUAUUAUUUUGUACAAAAAAAAACAAA